Messenger RNA from Cuscuta epithymum, 851 nucleotides. The record is from the annotation of a GenBank genome assembly. NCBI's taxonomy places the organism in Eukaryota, Viridiplantae, Streptophyta, Magnoliopsida, Solanales, Convolvulaceae.
UCCACACCAGAAGCCGAGACAACAUUAAUAUUAAUCCUGAAUUCCCAAUUAUGGAAUUAGUUCCCAAGCGUGGGAUUCUUCCGCUUCCCUGGGAUUACAUAUUGCAAGUGUUGGAUUGCAGGCAUGUUAAAUAAGGUAACUUCUGCUUCUGAACUAUUGCUUUGGGGAUUGUCGUCGAGUUUGUCGUGAUGUUUAUUGUCCAGCACCAGAUAUACAUGGACAAAAUCAACAAUCUGCUAGUUCUCUUCAUCAGAGCCUCGAAGGUAUCUCGAUUGCCAUGUCUACCGUAAUGUCCGUCACCAUGUGAUUGGGGGCAAAGGCCUCUCUCCCAGCAAGGCGCCAUGACCAUGUGGAUGACCGCAAUUGAAAAAAUGGCAGGAAUAGAUUUUCUCUAUAGCAAUAAUUGCUGGCUAGAGCCAUAGCUACAAUGGAACGAUUACAAAACCUGCUUGCCUUUGAUAAUGCACUUCUUCCGCUUGAAUCAUAUGAUAAUGGUUGUGAUGACGAUGGAGAUGCUGAUAAGAGAGAUCAGAAUAUUGUAAGAGCAAGAUUGGGGGAGAGUGACCACAAGUCUCACGGUGAAGGGCAUGGCAAAUUGGCAAUGAAGAUGAAGGCGAUAAAGGAAGUUGGGAUAGAAAAAAUCAAAUGGUUGAAGUGUUUUUGUGAUCGGCGGUAUUACUACAAUUUGGUAGAGGAAAAGUUUGCAAAUGCUAGAAGAAAUAAAUUUAGUAUAUGGUACAAAGAUGGUGCUAUUUAAGAAACUUUAUUUUCUCAUGCUUAUAGAAACGCCACAGGCAAUGAAAUUGUAAUGAUAAUUCUGAUCAUAAAUUGAAUAUAUAUAAUGUAUCCAU